This is a messenger RNA of Oncorhynchus gorbuscha (pink salmon), 826 nucleotides long. Its product is annotated as splicing factor 3B subunit 6. The record is from RefSeq and is a predicted model, not a curated record. Gene Ontology annotation, cellular component: ribonucleoprotein complex; nucleus; cytoplasm. The transcript has 4 exons. Bases 118 to 495 code for a protein of 125 amino acids. Gene Ontology annotation, molecular function: mRNA binding. NCBI's taxonomy places the organism in Eukaryota, Metazoa, Chordata, Actinopteri, Salmoniformes, Salmonidae.
GCAAAAUUGUCUGGAAACGGAAAUACGUAAUUAAACUGCGUCUGUCCGUGUUGUGUCGACGACCAAAGCUGUACGCAAUUUUGUUCUUAGAACAUUUUGUACGGAAAAUAUACAACUAUGGCUAUGCAAGCAGCUAAACGAGCUAAUAUUCGAUUACCACCUGAAGUCAACAGAAUACUCUACAUUAGAAAUCUACCAUACAAGAUCACAGCUGAGGAAAUGUAUGACAUCUUUGGGAAAUAUGGACCAAUACGACAGAUUCGAACUGGAAACACACCGGAAUCAAGAGGGACAGCUUACGUGGUCUACGAGGACAUCUUUGAUGCCAAGAACGCCUGCGAUCACCUGUCUGGAUUCAACGUCUGUAACAGAUAUCUUGUAGUUUUAUACUACAAUGCAAACAGGGCGUUCCAGAAGAUGGACACCAAGAAGAAAGAGGAGCAGCUGAAGCUUCUGAAGGAGAAAUACGGCAUCAACACAGAUCCCCCAAAAUAGACUCCCUUUUCCCCCUCUUCCCCAUUGUCCUUCCCUGGUACAGAAUGUGCAUUUAGACAAAUGUGAAGUUGUUUGUCGCAAAAUUUAGCAUGCAGGUGUUUUCUACUUGUGUUAUAUUUCAUUGCGUUUGACAGGCCUGUUUAUUCUUUUACAUGUAUUUUUAACUUUGUUUCUGUGGUGCAUAUUGAACACAUACCAUCUUUGAAAAAUCUUCCACAAAAUGUAUGCAUCAAAUCUAUUCAUACAAAUUCACUUUUAGAUUUCAGAUUCUGUCAAAUGUAUUUUGGUAAAAUUGUCAUUUAACAUUUUUUUUUUUUUUAAAGCUGCUGGC